GCGCGUUCUCAUGAAUAUGCAGAUAUUAUGCUAAUGAGGCGAGCGAAGUCGUGUGUGUAAGGGAGUGUGGAAGGUUUGUGAAGGGGACACAGCCGUGUCACAGAGACCUUUAGGGCCCGGAGUAAAGCGACACCCGGCGGGGCCAGUGUCUUCUACCUCUCGGAGGGCAACUAGAGCACUGUCAGUAGGUGCAAAGAGACAGGAGAAACCGGAGAAUUCACCCGCUUCGUGAGCCAGGGCGGCGGGUGCCAUACUGUACUUCUGUGUCUUGGCAGCCAGGCCCUGGGAGGAGAAGCCGGUGUGGUGUGUGUGUGAGACGGCGGCAUGGAUCCGCCAGCCGGGGGAGGAGGAGGUGGAUAUGGAGGGGACCCUCAAGUACACUACAAGAGUACGAAAGAGAAGAAAAAACUGAAGAACCAGGAAGAAGGAGGAGAUGGAAAGUCCAAAAAAUUUACUUUUAAGCGGCUCAUGGUAGAUGAGCUUGAGCGUUUCACAAGUAUGAGGAUGAAAAAAGAAAAGGAGAGACCAUACGUGUCUCAAAGAAACUCUGCAAACUACAGUGAUUCCACCGGUCCUCUACAAACCUUACAAGAACUUCCAGAUGAAACGGUUUUAGCACUUUUUGAGAAAAUGCUGGAUGACAUGAACCUCAGUGAUGAGAAACAGCAACCAUUGCGGGCAAAAGAUAUGAUGACCAAAAGAGAAAUGGUGUCCCAUUAUCUACAUGCAUCCAAACAUGGCAUGAGCAAAAAGGAGAGCACCAGAUCUCCACAGGUAUACAUCCAGGAAUUGAAAUAUGGAGUUGCAGAAUCAAAUCUUCUUUCCUGCUUAGAAUCCUUGAGAGUCUCCCUCAAUAACAACCCUGUCAGCUGGGUGCAGAAUUUCGGCGCAGAGGGCCUUUCGUGUCUUUUAGACAUCCUCCGAAGACUGCAGAAUGAGCCACCAAUCUCCAGAGAUGGAAAAAGCCAACAUGAGAUCAUUAGGUGUUUGAAAGCUUUUAUGAACAACAAUUAUGGAAUAACAACAAUGCUGGAGGCAGAAGACGGUGUUCUGCUAUUGGCAAGAGCCGUGGAUCCCUCUUUGCCUGCUAUGAUGAUUGAUGCUUUGAAGCUGCUCUCAGCCCUGUGCAUCCUGCCCCAGCCAACAGACAUGCACGAACGUGUUCUUGAAGCUCUUACAGAGAGAGCAGAAAUGGAUGAAAUGGAGCGCUUCAAGCCUCUGCUGGAUGGAUUAAAACCUGACACUUCUGUGGCCCUCAAGGUGAGCUGUAUGCUGUUGAUCAACGCUUUAAUCAGCCAAGGAGAAGAACUGGACUUUCGCGUUCAUAUACGAAGUGAAUUGAUGCGCUAUGGAUUGAAUCACAUUCUUAAGGACCUCCAAGAACUGGAGAAUGAUGAGCUAAAGGUACAACUUAGCGUGUUCCUGGAGCACAGUGAGUUUGACUCCGAUGACUUGAGGACCCGCUUAGACGACAUCCGUGUCGAGAUGGAUGACUUCAAUGACGUUUUCCGAGUUCUCUUGAACACGGUGAAGGACUCCACAGCAGAGCCGUUCUUCCUUUCCAUUUUGCAACAUCUUUUACUAAUCCGAAAUGAUUACGAUGCCAGACCUCAGUACUACAAGUUGAUAGAUGAGGUUGUGUCUCAGAUAAUUCUUCACAAAAAUGGAGCUGACCCUGACUUUAAAUGCAAACCUUUGAGCAUAGACAUUGAAUACUUAAUUGAUCAUUUAAUUGAUAAAAAGAAAGUGGAAGAGAGUGAGUUGAAAGCUAGAGAUCUGGUUAAAAAGCUUGAUGCAGAGCUAACUGCGCGGCAUGAACUCCAAGUGGAGAUUAAGGCCAAAGAGGGUGACUUUGAGCAGAAAUUGGCAGAACUUCAGACAGACAAACAAACUUUAGAUUGCGAAAAGAAUCAAAUUGCAACAGAGAAGAAGAACCUGGAAACUGACAACGCUCAGCUUACAGACAAGGUUGCCAAACUGUCAAAAGAGGUAGAAGACAUGAAAAAAGAAAUGGCUAACAUGUCAUCCUCCGUAGCUGUUGUUCCAAUUCCACCUCCAUUACCAGGAACAGGAACAUCUGCCCCUGCUCCACCACCACCACCUCCGCUUCCACCUUCCAUGCGUGGAGGAACUGCUCCACCAGCACCUCCGCUACCACCCCCGCUUCCAGGUGCUGGUGUUCCACCACCUCCUCCACUGCCAGGUGCACCUCGUAUUCCGCCACCUCCGCCACUCCCAGGCAUACCUGGUGUUCCACCUCCACCACCUCUUCCAGGAGCACCCAGGGUCCCCCCACCACCACCAUUGCCUGGAGGUCCUGGAUUACCUCCACCUCCUCCCCCCUUACCUGGGGGUCCAGGUAUCCCUCCACCACCCCCUGGAAUGAGAAGUGGACCUCCUCCUCCACCUGCAGCGCCUGUUCUACCUUUUGGAUUAGCUCCAAAGAAGACAUACAAGCCAGAGGUGCAACUGAAACGCCCAAACUGGUCAAAGAUUGCUCCAACAGCGCUCUCUGAAAAUUCAUUUUGGAUCAAGGCAAAAGAAGACCGAUUUGAGAAAGACGAGCUGUUUGCGAAAAUAACUCUCACCUUUACUUCCCAGACCAAGGCAAAAAAAGACCAGGACAGUGACCAAAAGUCUGCAGUUAAGAAAAAAACAAAAGAACUCAAAGUACUAGAUCCGAAGACAGCCAAAAAUCUUGCAAUCUUCCUUGGCUCGUUCCGCAUGCCAUAUCAAGAAAUAAAAAAUGUGAUUCUAGAAGUCAAUGAGAAAGUAUUGACGGAAUCUGUGGUUUCGAACCUGAUUACGCAGUUGCCGGAAUCAAAGCAGCUAGAAAACUUAGCAGCGUUAAAGGAUGAAUAUGAUGAUUUGCCUGAAUCCGAACAAUUUGGAGUGGUGAUGAGCAGCAUCCCUAAGCUGCUACCGCGUCUAAACGCUAUCCAGUUCAAACUUCUUUUUAACGAGCAAAUUGAAAACAUCAAGCCAAAAAUUGUGUCAAUAACAGCAGCUUGUGAAGAAGUGCGCAAGAGUCAGAACUUUGCGACCCUGUUAGAAAUUACACUGCUUGUCGGUAAUUUCAUGAAUGCCGGAUCCAGGAAUGCUGGGGCGUUUGGUUUUGAAAUUGGCUUCCUCUGCAAGCUAAAAGACACAAAGUCUGCAGACCAGAAGACCACACUGUUACAUUUCCUAGCAGAGUGCUGUGAACAAGACUACCCUGAUGUACUUAAGUUUCCAGAUGAGUUGGUCCAUGUGGAUCAAGCCAGUAAAGUAUCUGCUGAAACAUUACAGAAGAACUUGGAUCAAAUGAAAAAGCAGAUUUCAGACCUUCAACAGGACAUUGAGAACUUUCCGCCCUCAAAUGACGAAAAGGAUAAAUUUGUGGAAAAAAUGAGCGUAUUUGUGAAAGAUGCUCAAGAACAAUAUACCAAACUACGUAUGAUGCAUGCCAAUAUGGAGUCGCUUUUCAAAGAACUGGGGGAUUACUUUGUUUUUGAUCCCCAAAAAGUCACAAUUGAAGAGUUCUUCCUCGAGUUACAUAACUUCCGUAACAUGUUUGUGCAAGCUGUCAAGGAAAACCAAAAGAAACGAGAAACCGAAGAAAAGAUGAAACGAGCCAAACUGGCCAAGGAAAAGGCUGAGAGAGAUCGCCAGGAGAAACUAAAAGAGAAGAAAGAGCAGUCGUUUAACAUCAAUGCAGAAGGCGAUGAAACUGGAGUGAUGGACAGUUUGCUGGAAGCUCUGCAAUCAGGAGCAGCCUUCCGGAGGAAAAGAGGUCCAAGGCAGGCCAAUCGAAAAGCUGGAUGUGCCGUUACUUCUUUGCUAGCGUCUGAGCUUACUAAAGAUGACGCCUUGACCACUGUGGCUGCUAAGAAGAAAAAGAACUCUGAGCCUAAAUUAGUUGAUAUGGACAUGGAAGUCCAUGAAGACAACCAAGACAUGCUUACACGCUCGAGUUAGCCGAGUAUCUCGGAAGACACGUUUUUAAGAGAAGAAUGUGGGAGGUUGUUAAUAAUACUGUGGAAUCUAGGAUAUUAUGUCCUGCACAAAGUCACUUCCAAACGGUUACUGAGAGGAAUGGUGAUGGAACCUAUGUCCCUCCUGAAUUUAUCUUCCAUAACAUCGAGGCCUUUCAGUGAACCUGUACUUAUUUAUUAAAAAAAAAAUUCUAAAACAAAUGUUGCAUUAUUUACAUAUGUUCCUAAGGUUCAAGCUUGUACCUUGUUGUGCAAAUCAAGGAGACCUUGGAAUUGCAGUGCAGAGGGAAUUUUGUUUCAGCAACCAAAGUCUGAAAUAAUGUUCACCGCCUUCAUUGAAAUAUGUUAUUCUUUUUGUGAUUUCUUCCCAACAGAAUAUGGUGAUAUCACUUUAAUGCCCAUUUCCCAUUCAGUUAUUAUCUUCACAGCAGGUCCUCUGCCUUAUAGAAUUCUGCAGGUCCUUGGAUCAAAAACUUUAGAUCAGCCGUUAUACCUCCACGUGCACUUUGACUCGUCUUACCAGAUCAUUGAAUUGGAAGCCCCAAUAUCUAAAUGUAAAAAGCCCUCCUACUCUUUCUAUUCACGAGAAAGUUAGUUAUUUUACCAAUUUACGCACCGCUGACACUUGUGAAUCAUAGGAAGGAACCCUGACUCUUGUAUGCUAUAGGAUGAGACCGGCAGAAGACCCGUGAUUUAACCCUUUGAGUGCCAAAGUGGUAGCAUGCCUCACUGACCUCAGAAACACAAAGGUUAAAGUUCAGUCUAUUACCUCUAAUACAUAGCGGUAUCCUUUGUGUUGUCCUAUCGCAGUGUAAUGCAUAAAUCACACGUUCCCUGCUUACCUGUUGUGUUUCAAACCAGGGUUUUUAUUUGACUUGUUAAUUUACCGUUGCUAAGCAAUCUCUUUCGAAAUGUAUCUAUUUUUGUAAUUUUUUAAGCAAAUAGUUUGAAUGUAAACGUAUUUAGUACAACAUAGAUCAUCAUAUCAGUUUAGACCAUAUGUAAGCUUAUUCGUCAGCACGAGACAUUUCCCAUCUAAGAAUUGGAAGAAUUAGAAAUGUUUAGUCAAACACUGCAAUGGACUUUUUUCUUUUAUGUGAAAUUUUCUCAAAUGCUGGAAUGUAAAACUAGUGUAUUUUGUUUUAUGUGUUAUAUAAAUAAGAAUUUAUUUAGGAAUCUCUGUCUACGUGAAUUGAAAUAGGAAUAUUCAGGAAUAAUGUUGUGGCUGCAGAAACAUUUGGGUCAUGGCGUCUCGUACCGGUUGCACCAAUUGUACUGUAUCAGUACUUAAUGAGCUCGUUUAACAUAAAGGAAA
Messenger RNA from Spea bombifrons (plains spadefoot toad), 5289 nucleotides. RefSeq names its product diaphanous related formin 1 (gene DIAPH1). Gene Ontology annotation, cellular component: actin filament; cytoplasm. Gene Ontology annotation, molecular function: small GTPase binding; microtubule binding; actin binding. The record is from RefSeq and is a predicted model, not a curated record. Bases 325 to 3957 code for a protein of 1210 amino acids. The transcript is spliced from 27 exons. Lineage: Eukaryota; Metazoa; Chordata; Amphibia; Anura; Pelobatidae. Gene Ontology annotation, biological process: actin filament polymerization; actin cytoskeleton organization.